GAACUGUGAAGAAUAGACCGGGUCAAGUGAACGGCACCGUCACUUUAUGAACUUCCGGCGCUGAAAAAUAAUAAUGAUAAUAAAUGGUAAUCGUAACACACAACGUGAAGCGAGGAAAGGAAGUGUCAAACAACGCAGCCAGGCAUUCAACGCGGGACGAUUAACGCACUAUGGGAGAUUAAUAGUACACCUGUAUCUGAACCGGUGCUAUAUUAACGCAGCUCGAGCUUUGAUUUAACUCACAUCGUUAAUCUGUGAAUUGUAACAGACGUUGACACGCCGUCGACGACUCUGCCAUGCGGGUUGCAGCUGGUAAGGUCGCUGAAGCAACUGUUUUGUGAAAUCAUAAUCCUGCCUGAAAAUAACAUGUGAUCUUUGACGUUUGGUAACGACGAUGAAGAGUGAAGUGAAAUUUCAUCAGAAUGCUAGUUGUAGGCACCGUAAACACAAUUCGAAGUGGAUCGUGAUUAUACGAUUGUGAUUUUCCAACUCAUAUUUGUAUUAUAAACGCAAUUUAAGGCUAUGAACCCGUGUGCUUCCCCUUUUGGGUGGAAUGGCUGCAAAAUUAUCAAUGUUGUAUAUUUCCUGGUUUUCACUGAGGGCGAAACCACUUGGAUUACGCAUAUUUCGACACGGUGUAAGUGUCUUUGAGAACAGCGCUGUUUGUGCGGUGAACAAAGUGUUGUACAGAGAUACUACUUAAAGCUCGUGUGUAUGUGAAUGUCUUGGUAAACAACAGACAAUCCCCCACAUACCAGGGUACCUCGUUUCCCUUGUGCGCUCUUGACCCUCAGCUCAUUCCAGAGUUCGGUGUACUGCAAGGUUGUGUAUUCAUCGACUGAUGUUAAAAUGCUACACACAGUUUUCUGCUUGUGGUUAUGUUACUUCAGUAUAACAUGGGCUCCGUCUCCCACAACAUACGUCCAGCUGGCUGUGAUUGUUCCUGAUGACACGCAACGCCUGUUUUCGUCUCACCACAUCGCACCUGUCCUCGACGUUGUUAUAACCCACGUGACCAAACGGUCCCUACUACCACGUGUCAACAUCACUGUGCAGUACGGAGAUUCAAAGUGUAAUUCCAAAGAAGCUCCUCUGAAGGCCUUUGACUUUUAUCGCAAUAAAAAGGUAGAUAUCUUCCUGGGACCGAUUUGUGAUUACAGCCUCGCUCCCGUUGCGCGGUAUGCGCCAUAUUGGAAUAUCCCCGUCGUGUCCCCAGGAGGGUUUGCGCAUGAUUUUGGUGCAGACAAACACAGUCCGGAUGCUGAAUAUUCGACCUUGACACGAGUGGGAGUGACCUUCAACUCCCUGGCAGUGUCACUGAUUAAGAUCACACGUCAUUAUAAGUGGACUCGGAUAAAGGUUAUCUAUGAAGGUGAAGGUCACAAAGACGUUACGCCUCGUUUCUGUUUCUUGGCGGCGUCAGCGCUGGUUUUCUACAGCAAAGAGAGUAAACUGGAUUACGAUUUCCACAUCUUCCUACCAGGGAUACAUGACACUGAGAGCCUGCUGAAGGAGGAGGUCGGGGUGGAGUUUAACAUCAUCGUGCUGUGCGCUUCCCCUGACUCCGUGAGGGAGAUAAUGAUCAAGGCGCAUGAGCUCAACUUCGACAAUGGCGAAUACGUCUUCUUCAACAUCGACCUGUUCUCGAGUAAGAACGCCAGCGAGAGACCAUGGUUCCGUGAGAACGACACAGAAGACCGCAACAAGAAAGCAAGACUUGCGUACGAAGCAUUGAUGACCGUGACCUUGAGAAAACCGACGAGUCCUGAGUACAGGCGUUUCUCGGAGGAGGUGAAAAGAAGAGCUGCCCAAAUGUACAAGAACUUCACUUACGGGGAGGAGGAGGUGAACAGUUUCGUGGGUGCGUUCCACGACGCAGUCAUCCUGUACGCCCUGGCGCUCAACGAGACGCUGGAGGCGAACGGCUCCAUCUCCGACGGUGCUGCCAUCACACGUCGCAUGUGGAACAGAACGUUUGAGGGCAUCACGGGGACUGUCAGCAUUGACGCUAACGGAGAUAGGAACGCCGAUUACUCGCUGCUGGAUCUUAAUCCGGAGUCAGAGAAGUAUGAGGUAGUGGCUAAUUACUAUGGCAACCGGCGACGCUACGAACCUGUUGCUGGGAAGAGAGUGUACUGGGCGGGGGGACUGGACUCUCCCCCUGCGGACACGCCCGAGUGCGGUUUUGACGGGUCGAAAUGUCCCCCUGACGAACCCUUCCCCGAAUAUGGCAUCGUCAUCAUUGUCCUCGGAUCUGUCCUCCUCGUGGUCCUCAUUGUCACAUUCUUCGUGUACAGGCACAUCCGACUUGAGGCGGAGCUGGCGGAGAUGAACUGGAGGGUAAAGUGGGAGGACAUUAUGUUCGGGGCCCCGGAGAAGAACCGCAAGCUGGAGAGACAGGGAAGUCGGUAUAGCCUGAACAGGAGGUACUCGUACGUGAGUGACUGUUCACGGGACACGAUCGCUGUACAACUGGGAGAUGUCAACAGACAACUGUUUACCAAGACCGGAUACUUCAGGGGAGCGAUUUUAGCUAUCAAAAUCAUACCAAGACAGCAUAUCACCAUCCAUAAGCCCUUGCUGCUGGAGGUGAAGAAGAUAAAAGACUUGCAGAACGACCACCUCGUGAGGUUUAUAGGUGCUUGUAUAGAUGCCCCUCACCAAUGUAUCCUCACGGAGUACUGUCCUAAAGGAAGUUUACAGGAUGUCCUGGAGAACGACCAGAUCAAGCUGGACUGGAUGUUCCGAUACUCUAUAAUGCAGGACAUCGUAAGGGGCAUGGCAUAUUUGCACAGUACAGACGUCCAUUCCCAUGGCAACCUGAAGAGCACCAACUGUGUUGUCGACAGCAGGUUCGUCGUCAAGAUCACAGACUUCGGUCUCCACUACUUCCGGGAGUCGGACGACGACAUGGCAGAGGACACGUAUGCCUUCUACCGAAGUAAACUGUGGACGGCACCCGAACUACUGCGCAUGACCAAUCGGCCACCAGAGGGCUCCAACAAAGGUGACGUGUACAGUUUCGCCAUCAUCUGUCAGGAGAUUGUCUAUAGGAACGGGGUCUUCUACUUGCAAAACUUGGACGUCGGACCGCAGGAAAUCUUGGAGAAGUUAAAAAGCGGCCUGAGACCCUACUUCCGGCCAACCAUCGAGGAGUUUGACUGCCCGUGUGAUGAGCUAGCUGAGGUCAUCAAGAGGUGUUGGGCGGAGGACCCCGUCGAGAGACCUGACUUCCAGUCUCUUAAAACUAUCAUUAGGAAAUUGAACAAGGAAGGUGACAAGGGCGACAUCCUUGACAACCUGCUGUCCCGGAUGGAGCAGUACGCCAACAACCUAGAGGCCCUGGUUGAGGAGAGGACGUCGGACUACCUGGAGCAGAAGAAGCGGGCGGAGGAUCUGCUGUACAUGAUGUUGCCGAGGAGUGUCGCUAACCAGUUAGUGAAGGGCCAGUCAGUGGCGGCGGAGUCCUACGAGCAGGUCACCAUCUACUUCAGUGAUAUCUGUGGCUUCACCGCCAUGUCUGCUGAGAGUACACCCAUGCAGGUUAUAGCACUGCUGAACGAUCUCUACACCACAUUCGACUCCAUUAUUGAAAACUUCGAUGUUUAUAAGGUGGAGACUAUCGGGGACGCCUACAUGGUGGUGUCGGGGCUUCCUAUACGGAACGGGAACCUGCACGCCAGGGAGAUCUGUCGCAUGUCCCUCUCCAUCCUGGACGCUGUACUGUCUUUCAAAAUAGGUCAUAUGCCCAACAGGCAGCUGAAGCUCCGUAUUGGCCUCCACACAGGGUCUGUGUGUGCGGGAGUGGUGGGCCAGAAGAUGCCGAGGUACUGUCUGUUUGGGGACACCGUCAACACUACCUCCAGGAUGGAGUCCAACGGAUUACCUCUGAAGAUCCACGUGAGUCCACAAACGAAAGAGGUGCUUGAUACUUUCCAUACAUUCAAGCUUGAGCUACGAGGCCCAGUAGAAAUGAAGGGUAAAGGUGAGAUCAUCACGUGGUGGUUAACGGGGGAGCACGGCCGGUAGUAUACGUUCACGUCGCAGUUGUUGCUGCAGCAAGUCUAGUGUGGUCAUGGUCGUGCCUGCCGAUGCGGUCAGGAAGGUGACAACUCUGACAAUUAUCGUCACUGGCGCCAUAUCCGAGGCUGUCGUAUUUCAACACCAGCAUUACCAGGAGCUGUAGUGGAAGCCAUCAUAUGCAGAUAGUCAGCAGCCACCUGGAGCCACAUGGAGCCAAACCAGUAUCAUUUCAGUAUAUUCAGUUCAUCACCAAUAUGUUGUGCCUGAAACCGACGGACGGAAACUUUGUAUAUACAAGCAUCACAUGGUGUGUGGUCGAUGAGUGAACAGGUACUCCAACCACAAAUUGGCAAACAAGAUCCGAUGUUCACACCGUGACACGAAUGGAUACAUGGAAAUCGUCAUGGAAUAUAUGCAUAGAAAGGUGAUGAUAGAUGUAUGCAAACAGCUGCCAUCAGUAUAUGACUUGGGUCUAACUGUCUAACUGUCAGUCCCCUGGCUGAAGCCUGACGGUGAUGACGACAGAUCAUGAUUAUGCUUGCUCAAAUACGUAAUAUGAUAGUUUUACAAAUGCUUUCUGUGUCGUCCUCUCGUGUGAUAUGUAUUUAACUUCUAAGUGGAUUUACACUACGGAACCUGAUGCUGUGCCCGCUCGUUGACAUCUUUUACCUGAAGGCUCCCUCGCUGAUGGCAAAGGAGUCAGACUCAGAAAAUUGCUCGGUCAUUGUGUUCCAUGGCCAUAUACCGAGGUGAACACUACAGAAUAUGCACACCUGGGGCAAACGUAUGCAGUCGGCGAAUCACAUAUCUGCCAUCAACAGGCCAACAGGGCCCUGUGUGUUGUCAUAUCGUCUAGCGCCGCAUCUUCCAGGAUGAUGCAGAAACCUUGGUUGCUAUGACAAUUAGUGGUACUUCUCGCACGAACGUAUUGCAUGUGCCGUGCCUAGUGUAACUGUUCUGAUAUUGUACUCUGGGGCCAUGGGUAUGCACAAAUGGUAUAGUGAUAAGCAGUGUCUGGGUAGGAAAGUGGAUAAAGAGUUCGGUCGUCGCACUGAAAGCUAGUUUGGAUUUCGUACAUGGGUCUAAUGUUUAUAACCGAGUGGUGGUGCCGCACGCAGUGAUCUUGCUGCGAUAUUGCUAAAGCUGAAGACAUUGCUUGACCAAAACCCAGAAUCAAAGGAAAUAUCACGUAAGUGUUGGAUUAAUAAUAGCAUUGAUAGGAAAAUAACGCAGAUAAAGUUUUGUGGAUUGUUCAAACGGAUGUUCCUGCACCACGAAUUUCAGAUAUCUGUGUUUCAUGAACAAAUCAAAUGUAACAUCAACGCCGUAUGGAAGCUUAACUGAAGCGAAUGUUCCAGCAAGAGGAAUUAAACCUCUCAAAAACACACACACACACACACACACACACACACACACACACACACACACACACACACACACACACACAACAACAACAACAACAACAACAACACAAAAACAACAAGAAGAAUUCACACACACCCUAACAUGAAGGAAAUUCAUGUUAGUUUUGUUAAGACAGCCUUUGUUAGAAAAUAUGGGUUACACUCAACUAAUGGAAUACAAGAGUACUAAAAGGUUUGAAACGAUUUUGUUACGAAGGCUCAGUUUCGAUGAACUAAUUUCCAUAAUAGCAGAAUCAUAGUUCAAUGUGUCAUAGUAUUUAUCAGAAGGUUAAAUUGGUUUAAUUUAUACUGAACAAGUUAUACUGAACACCAAUGAAGUUCUAACGGUUGUAGUUUUGUGACGAAGGCUUCACCAAAAUGAGUGUGGUAUAAAGGGGGUUAUACUGAACUUAGUCUAUAGGUCAUGGGAAACAACAGUUACUCUUAAACAGUGUAGUUUUGUUUCAAGAGGCUAAUCCAAAAUGUGUUAUUCGGGGCGAGGUGCAUUGAAAUAUAAUUCAUAGAAAAAUGUAAGUUUGAAAAAGAAGAAAAAAAGAAGAUUUCGUUUAGAAGACUUAACUAAAGCGAAUGUGCUGUGCAGAAUGGUUAAUAUUUCAACUAGAUUUUUUAAUAUGUGAGUUUUUCUUAAGAAGGUCAAAACGAAUGUGUUAUACAUUAUGAGUUACAGAUACCUUAUUUAUAGGAACAUGAGAGGAAUCUAAACUUGGUAGUUUGUAUAAAAGACUAAAACGAAUGUCUUGUGCAGGAUACGUUCUUUUUAAAUGUAUUUCAAAAGAAAGCUAAAUAAGGCCUUAUAAUGUUAUGCUUUUUGUUUAAAAGGCAUAACUGAAACGAAUGUGUGCGUUAUAUAGUAACAUUUGAUAUUCCGAUCACAGGUUCUGAUAGUCUUGUGGACGAGUGUUUAGAUGGGCACUAUUUUGUAUACUGAUUGUUGAAUGUAGUCAUACUUAUAGCAACAUUCGUAGAUCACCUGACUUUGUGUAUAUUGGCACACUUCUUCUGUUGUGAUGGUUUUAUAUAAAUGUUAAAUAUGUACUUUGAUGAAGUUUCUCCCUAUUAUUAGACCAUCCUGUUCUGCUGUUAGCUAUAUGCUUUGUCAAAUGUUUGACUGUCUUUGAGACGAAACACGCUCGUCACGCCUCGUGGAUGACUGGACACUAUGCCUGGGUCAGUCUUGGCACCAUCGCCUGACCUUAUCUACCUUAACAGAUUUUCUUCCAAAGCCGCUGGGGUGGUGUGGUAGCCUCGUGGUUAAAACGUUCGCUCGUUGCGCCGAAGACCUAGGUUCGAAUCCCCUCAUGUUCAGUUAUCGAAGCAGAUGUCUGGGGUCCAACGCUUGAACAUUGCUGAAAGCGGCGUAAAACUAUAAUCACUCCAAAAAUGUCGGUGUUCCAGAAGCGGAAUAAGAAGAGUUUUUAAACAUGAUAUCCUCGUUCGAGUUGAUAAUGAUAUUUUAAUAACAGUGCAGAUUUAUUCCUGAUUUCAAGUACUGGUAAACUUUGAUAUUUAUCUAUCAAUUGGAUCCAAGUUUACAGAUUGACUAAACAAAGAGAAGGCUCCGAGUCUUAUUUGUUUCUACACUGCUUAAAUUGUGAGAUGUGUGAACCACAAUAGGAUCUAUAAUGAAAACUCCUCUGUCACCAACCUUGCCUCGGCAUUAUCCUCACUAUACAAAUUGUACCCAUUCUGGAAUACUAGUACUGGUCAGUUUUUGGAUGGAAUAUAUUUAUUUAUUUUUACAAAACAUGAUUUUAUUUAAAUAAACGUAUUUUAGAGUGAUUAAUCUUACUGGACGUCGACCCGAUUUAUAAUAUCUGGGUUUCGGCUAUACAAUAUACCAUGCCACACAUGAACAAAUCAUUAUUUGCAAGUUUGGAGGUGUACUCAGUAUUGCAGGUACGUGUGUCAACUGUACGUCUUUAAGUCCUAAAAUUGAUGAAUCUUUAACAGUUAGUCUGUUACAUCACCAUAUCUAUGUGUUUCUGUAAUAUUUCUAGUUUUGGGAUCGUCCAAAACACUUCUUGUCCAUUUGGAGUGUUUGCCUAGACAAUGGUACAGAUCAUCUUGUGAUUCAGCUAUUGUCUUGUGUCAUCUCACAUGCAGUGCUAUUGUAAUCAAUGACGGAUUUCCUUCUACGUUAUUUACACUGUUGCUCUCGUUCAUUUUGACUGACUUUUCAGUAACACAUGUCUAGUUCUACCGUCUUCUGUGUAAUUAUCGCCCCGGGGGUCUACCAAACAAGAAGCCAAACUGUUGGUAUAUAUUAGUCGUAGAUGUUGUCCAGGUGUCAUUAUGAGGGGUACAGGCAAUUGUAGAAUUUCUUGGCUUUAAGGGUAGGGGCGUUAAUUACAUAUAUUACUGUAGUUCUGCUUCGGCAGAUGUUGGUGUGCCGAUGCUUUACACGUGUACAAUAAAUGCACUAUCCUA
Messenger RNA from Haliotis rubra (blacklip abalone), 7874 nucleotides. RefSeq names its product receptor-type guanylate cyclase gcy-28-like. Gene Ontology annotation, cellular component: membrane. The coding region runs from base 850 to 4029 and encodes 1059 amino acids. Gene Ontology annotation, molecular function: ATP binding; guanylate cyclase activity; protein kinase activity. The transcript is spliced from 22 exons. The record is from RefSeq and is a predicted model, not a curated record. Gene Ontology annotation, biological process: cGMP biosynthetic process; protein phosphorylation; intracellular signal transduction. NCBI's taxonomy places the organism in Eukaryota, Metazoa, Mollusca, Gastropoda, Lepetellida, Haliotidae.